Phaeoacremonium minimum UCRPA7 is the source of this 26649-nucleotide messenger RNA. RefSeq lists its product as hypothetical. The transcript is spliced from 6 exons. The record is from RefSeq and is a predicted model, not a curated record. Bases 1 to 26649 code for a protein of 8882 amino acids. Lineage: Eukaryota; Fungi; Ascomycota; Sordariomycetes; Togniniales; Togniniaceae. Gene Ontology annotation, molecular function: catalytic activity; phosphopantetheine binding.
AUGGCAUCACCAUUCACGACCAAGAUCGUGCCCAAGGACGUCGAAGAUGCAUACCCAUGUACUCCGUUCCAGGAAGGCCUCAUGGCCAUUACCCAGGCGAUUCCAGGGACCUAUGUGAUGAAGCACACUUACACUUUACCGGAGGAUAUCGACAUCGACAAGUUCAAGGAGGCGUGGCAGGCCACUGUCAAGGCUUGCCCGCCGCUGAGGACUCGCAUAGUCUUCAAUGGCAGUAAAGGAACACUCCAGGUGGUGAUGAAGGAUGAGAUGCACUGGCGAACGGCCUCCAGCCUGGACGAGGCUAAUGCCGCCGAAGGCGCGCUCAAGAUGUCGUAUAGCACGCCGCUAUCAACAUUCUGCUUGAUUCUCGAACCUGGACGCGCUCCAACUUUUGUGUGGACUGCGCAUCACGCCAUUUACGAUGGAUGGACCGUCGGCUUGGUCGUGAGCUAUGCGCAAAUGGUCUACGAGGGAAAAUCGACACCGAAAUUGCUGCCCUACAAUCGAUUCGUGCGCUGGGCUCGAGGACUGAACGAAGAGAAACAUCGGGAGUUUUGGAGGAGCCAGCUGACUGGGAAUCCGCUGCAAUCGUUUCCGCCUCUGCCGUAUGACGGAUAUCGCCCUCUAGCAAACGAACGGAUUGGACACAGCUUUCCCCAUGCCUUUGAGAGACGCAGUCAGUACGAGAUGCCCAUGGUUCUAAGACUCGCAUGGGCGAUUGUCACCUGUCGCUAUACCAGUUCAGCUUCUGCGCUCUUCGGUACAAUCUCCAGUGGGAGAAGCUGCCCCGUGGAAGGAAUCGAUCAUAUGCCCGGCCCGACGAUUGCGACUUUCCCAAUCCAUCUUGCAGUGAACAAAGACAGUACCGUGGCAUCGGCUGUUGAGGCGGUGCGCGCUCAGGCAGAUGAGCUUGAGCUGUAUCAACAUUACGGAUUGCAGAAGAUUGCGGCAUUGGGCGACGACGAAAAGGCAGCUUGCGGUUUCACCACUCUCUUCGUGACGCAGCCUGCACGGACGAAUAGCAAUGGGUCCGAAGGGAAGGCAUUCUUCACGCCUGUAAUAAAACCCGAGAAAAGCUUCCACUCCUACCCGCUGGUAUUGGAAUGCUCACCCACCGAGACCAUGGUCGAUCUGGAUGCGCAGUACGAUGACACUGUGCUGUCAGAAUGGGAGGUGCAACGUUUGAUGGCGCAAUUCGCACAUGUCAGUCAGCAACUGGCCCGCGCCACGCCUGAUACACUCAUAAGCGAUAUCAAGAUAACUAGCCCCCAAGACGAAGCAUUGGUGGCAAGGUGGAAUGCAUCACCAUCGUCCCCUCAGGAAACCUGCGUCCACGAUAUGAUUCAGCUACAGGCACAAGAACGGCCUGGAGCCGCAGCAGUGUCUGCCUGGGACGCUGAAUUCACACACAAAGAUCUAGACUUGCUAUCUGAUCGCCUGGCUACCCACUUAACCGGCCUAGGCGUUCAGCGUGGAGAUAUGGUACCCUUGUGCUUUGAGAGGUCAGCUUGGUCUGUUGUCGCGAUGCUUGGUGUUCUCAAGGCUGGCGCGGCAUUCGUCCCCUUAGACUCAGAGAUACCAGCGGGCAGACUGCAGCAAGUAGCUCAGGCGGCAGGCGCAACAUUCGCAUUAGGGAGCCGAAAUAAAUGCGAUAGCCUCUCCCAGUCUGUUAAAUCGGUUAUCGAGGUCUCUGCUGCGUCUCCCAAGGGUUGGCCAACAGCCGAUAGUUCUUCAAAACAUGCGAAUGCCCAAGAAUCGGAUGUGGCAUAUGUGAUGUUUACAUCUGGCAGCACAGGACGACCGAAGGGUGUUGUAAUGGAGCAUAUGGCUGUGUGUUCAAGCAUGGUAGCUCACGGGAGGGCGAUGCACUUUACAUCCGACACACGCGCUCUGCAUUUUGCUUCUCUUGGGUUCGACGCGAGCAUAGCUGAGAUCUUGACGACCUUAGCACAUGGUGGAUGCGUUUGCGUUCCAGACGAAGAACAACGUUUUAACGUGGCCGAAGCAAUCAACCGGUUCCACGUCAACUGGGCGUUCUUCACUCCAUCUGUGAUCAGCCUCGUAUCGCCAAGCCAGGUACCUUCUCUCAAGACAUUGGUACUCGGAGGCGAGGCUGUCAAGAGCGACAACAUCGAAAUAUGGGCGGAUCAGGUCACCCUCGUCAAUGGUUACGGCCCUACGGAGGCUUGUGUCUUCUGUGUAUCUACUCCACUCCUUCCUUCUUCGCGAUCAGAUACCAUCGGUCUGGCACUUGGAUCGACGGCAUGGGUGACCAGCCUAGAAGACGAGGAAGGCGACGCAGAGCUUGCUGCGGUGGGUUCUGUUGGUGAGCUUUGGAUCGAAAGCCCACAAUUGGCGCGCGAGUAUCUCGAGAAUGAAGAGGCCACGAGAGCGGCAUUCGUUGUUGAUCCGCCCUUCUUGCGCUCCGCAGCCCUCGGUGCGUACCAGAAUGGGUCGUGGACUACCACAGGGAGGAGAAUGUACCGAACAGGAGACUUGGUGCGCUACAACGAAGAUGGGACGCUGCGUUAUCUCGGACGCAAGGACGCGCAAGUCAAAGUCCGAGGGCAGAGAGUGGAACUGGCUGAGAUCGAGCACCAGCUGGGUACGGAUAAGAACAUCAGUGCAGGCUUGGUUCUGUAUCCCAAAGCCGGGCACCUAACUGGCAAAGUGACAGCUGUGAUCUCGCUCGCGCGGCAUUCUGGCAAGGAGAGAUCGAGCGUCCAGAAGAACGGAACUUCGAAUGGACACACCAACGGUCAUAGUAAUGGUGACGUGAAUGGCCACCAGAAUGGAAGCACUAAUGGCCACACAAACGGAAACAGUGUCGCUCAGACCAAUGGAACAUCUCAUGGUGCCAUGAAUGGGAGCUCAGAAGAAGCUGACGAAACCUCAACGAAAACAGCCAACGACAUUAACGGUCAUAGACGCGAUAUGGGAGACCUGUCUCUGUUGCAAGGACCCGAUGGAGCAGCAGCCAGAGUCCAGGCACUCAAGAGCCAACGGAUGCUUGUUGACGUUUUGCCUUCUUUCAUGAUACCCACAGCAUGGCUAGUCGUCGAAUCCAUCCCAUUGACGGCCUCCGGGAAGCUUGACCGGCAGUAUGUUCAGCGAUGGGUGAUACAGAUGGAGAAAGAUCAAGCCCAAGCUGCUCUCCUAGAAUCCCAAGGGGAAGGCGAGGGCGACAAUGAUGUCGAUGCUCAUGGAGCAACCGCUGUGACUCCAAUCGAACAGAAGCUUCAACAAAUCACAUCCGAGGUCUUGGGCCUUCCAGCUGCGAAGAUCUCGAUGGCUCGUUCGUUCCUCAAGCAGGGAGGCGAUUCUAUUACAGCAAUGCAGCUGUCCUCCCGCUGCCGCACACAGGGUAUGAGGGUUAGCGUACAGGAUAUUCUACGAAGCAACUCCCUUUCGCGUUUGACGAUAUACAUAAACCUUAUCGAACAGUCAAAGGUACCACGCAACGAGCCACUUAAUGAGCCAUUUGGGCUGUCCCCAAUUCAGAGCCUUUACUUUGGACUUGGCGAUUCAGCAGCAACCGCACGUUUCAAUCAGAGCUUCGUUGUUCGAAUCAAACGGAAGAAGGACGCCCUGGAAGUGGCACGAGCCGUUGAAGCUGUCGUUAGCCAUCACUCGAUGCUACGUGCGCGAUUCGAUGUCGACGAAUCAGGAGCCUGGUCUCAAAGAGUCACAGCUGAGGUCCAAAGCUCCUUCGACUUCAAUAUCCAUAACGUCCCGAAGGAGGGGGAAGCAUAUAUGGCUUCAGCCGUUAGUGCCACUCAGUCUCGCAUCAACCCACGGUCUGGCCCAGUGUUUGCGGUUGACCUCUUCGAGCUAGAAGAAGACCUCGAAGGCAGGGGCUCACAGGUGCUGUUCCUCGUUGCUCACCAUCUUGUCGUGGAUAUGGUAUCCUGGCGGGUGAUGUUGCAGCAAUUUGAAGAACUGCUUGAGACUGGCAAGCUGGACGCUGAGCGUCCGGUGCCGUUCCAAGUCUGGAACAGACUACAGCAGGAUUACGCUGUGUCAGACCUGACCCCUGAAGCUGCUCUACCGUUCGAAAUCACACCGCCUGACGUCUGGUUUUGGGGUCUUGAGGAAGAACGAAAUGCCUGGGGCGAUGUUCAGGCGGCAGGCUUUAUGCUCAAUCCGGACGCUACAGAAGCCUUGCUAGGUCAAUGCAAUAACGCCUUUAAUACCGAGACUAUCGACCUGCUAACUGCGGCCUUGUCGUACUCUUUUCACAAGGUGUUCCCUGAGAGGGCUGUCCCAACGAUCUUCAAUGAAGGCCAUGGUCGAGAGGUCUGGGAUCCUGAAAUCAACAUCUCCGACACAGUUGGCUGGUUCACCACGAUGCGACCUGUGACAGCGGAAGUGGACCACAACGAUCUACUAGGAGUGGUGAAAAAAGUCAAGGAUGCCCGACACGCAACGCCAAGCAAUGGUUGGGCAUAUUUUGCAAGUCGCUUCAUGAACCCGCUAGGACGUGAAAAGUUCGGCUCGCACAGCGGUGCAGUUGAGGUCAUCUUGAACUAUCUCGGACGUUUCCAGCAGCUUGAAAGAGACGAGGCACUCCUGCAAAUCGAGCCUCGCGUCGGUGGCCCUGAGACGGGCGACAUGGGGUCCGACACGCCCAGAAUCGGUCUCAUUGAUGUGACUGCGACCGUCAACGACGAAAGGUUGAGUCUCAGCAUCUCCUACAACAAAUACACGCGGCAUAGUGAUCGAGUGCUUGAAUGGGUCGAGGCGUUUGACAAAACAUUGGUUGAAUUGACCAAUGUGCUUCCGAAUCACAGCCGUCAGUACACGGUCAGUGACCUCCCGCUAGUCACUGGACUGUCAGAGACUGGCCUGCAUCAGCUAGUUGCAAACAGGCUGCCAGGCAUUGGUGUUGAUAGCAUUGAUGCUGUCGAGGACAUUUACCCUUGCUCCCCAAUUCAACAGGGUAUCCUGCUGAGCCGGUCCAAAGUGGCUGGAUUCUACGACACGCAGUUUGCAUUUGAAGCGGUAGUCCGCGAAGGCAUUCUGAACAUUGAGCAGCUCGCUGCGGCUUGGCAAGCCGUAGUCGACCGGCAUGCUAUGCUUCGGACGGUCUUUGUUGAUGCUGUGACGGCCGACGGCAUGUCCCUGCAGGUCGUACUCAAGCAUGCCGAUGCUAGUGUGGUCCUGUUGGAGAAUGGAGUUGCUGUAAAUGAUGACGCUGGUGGCAAUGUCUCUUCUGGACCUGAGCAUCGUUUGGUGAUCGAUCAAACUGCACAAGGCACCGUGGAGUGUCGUCUCGACAUCAGUCACGCGCUGAUUGACGGAGCUUCCGUUGGAAUCGUCUUUGGCGACCUCCUCAGGGCUUAUUACGACAUGCUACCGACUGUACAUGCUCCUCUCUAUCGCGACUACAUCUCGUACCUGAAGGAGAGUGGCGGCGACAAUGCAAUUACCUUUUGGGCCGAUCGACUUGGUGGCCUUCAAUUGUCCCACUUUCCACGGCUGGCAAGCCUUGCUGCAGAGGCUCCAGACAAGGAGAAUCGCCUUCACACAGUAAAGCUCGAUAUGAGCGAUAUCUCGUCUGCAGUUUCAGAAUUCUGUUCAGCAAACGAUGUAACGGCGUCAAACGUUAUCCAUGCAGCAUGGGCUAUUAUUCUUCGAGCCUAUAGUGCAUCAGAGGAUCCUGGGCUUUCCUUCCGCGCCCUAGGCGGCCACGAUCCAACGGAGUACGAUGUGACCGUCAACAUCAAUGUGCAAGCGGGUGAAAUGAAGGGCAAUAUCAAGUUCUGGUCCUCCGUUAUGACAGAGGGCCAAGGCUCCAGCCUCGCCGAUGCUUUUCUGACUGUUCUGCGAAGUGCGCUCAAGACACCUGGCCAGAAGAUAUGCACGCUCGAAAAGGCCAGCACCCAAGAUAAAGAGAAGAUUGCGUCCUGGAACCAAGAAAUGCCAAAGCGCAUCGACAAAUUCGUCCACGAUACCAUCACUGCGCAUUCCAACACGAGCCCCUCUGCCAAUGCAGUAGAUGCAUGGGAUGGAAAGCUCACAUACAAAGAAUUAGACGACCUUUCUUCUCGUCUAGCCCAGCACCUAAGGCAAGUCGGUGUGAGCGAUCAUAGCUACGUUUUGAUUUGUCUAGAAAGAUGCCUCUGGACCCCAGUCGCUGUGCUCGCGGUUCUGAAGGCCGGCGCUGCCUAUGUCCCUCUGGACCCGAAAUGGCCCCAAAAGCGUGUGGAGGAUAUCUUGCGGCAGGUCGGGGCAAAGGUCGCUCUCACAGGCAAUGCUACAGCUCAUUUAAUCCCCGGAUCUGUCGACAACAUACUCCAACUCGAUGAGGCAGCUUUGAACUGGCUACCCAGCAACACCACACCCGUUGCAACAGAGCUUCAGCCAUCUGACCCGGCGUACGUGAUCUUCACUUCUGGCAGUACUGGGCUGCCGAAAGGUGUCGUCAUUGAACAUGCCAAUUUAUCAUCAAGUGUCAAUGCCCAUGCAAGCAGAAUGGGUCUUGGACCAGAUUCACGGGUUCUACAUUUCGGCUCGUUGGCAUUCGAUGUCAGCCUGACGGAAAUUAUUGGAACCCUAACGCAGGGAGGCUGCCUGUGUAUUCCCUCAGAGGCACAGCGCCUUAACAAUAUUCCUGCAUUUAUGAACGAAAAGCAGAUCAACUGGGCAUUCUUUACACCUUCGGCCUCGGUCGCCCUGAAGCGUCCAGAAGAUCUGCCUUAUCUGAAGACCUUGGUCCUCGGAGGAGAGGCAGUCACGUCAAAGAACGUCAAGGACUGGGCUGAUAAGGUCACGCUCAUUAAUGGAUUCGGUCCAACUGAGGCUUCAAUCUUCUGCUUGACGACACAGCUGGGUCUGGUAUCAGGAGAACCUCCCCUCGGACACGGAGUAGGCUGCGUGGCAUGGAUUGCCGAUGCGGAUGCUCCUGACACAUUAGUCCCUGUCGGAGCAAUUGGAGAGCUGUUGAUUCAAGGUCCUAUUGUCGCCCGCGGCUAUCUCAGCGAUGCAGAUGGCUCGGCAAAGGUGUUUUUACCGGCAAGCACAGUCCCGGACAUUGGUCAGCCAAGUACCUCAGAACGUGUCUACCGGACAGGCGAUCUUGUUCGUUACCGCGAGGAUGGCUCAUUCAUUCUCGUGGGGCGUAAAGGAGGUCAGGUCAAACUGCGUGGUCUACGCAUUGAACUUGGAGAAGUAGCGCGGAAGAUUGAGGAGGUUUGGGACAGAGCUGAGCGCAGUAUUGCAGAGGUCAUUGCGCCAUCUGACCGUCCAGAUUCUCAGGUCCUAGUAUCUUUUGUUCAAAUCGAGGACCAAACAGUCGCAGAAACAGGAGAGAAUUGGGUCGCACCCUUGUGGGAAGAGUUCCAAGACGAAGUAGCUAAGCUACAAGCCCGAAUGGUCCGCGACCUUCCCAGAUACAUGAUCCCUAGUGCUUUCAUACCCGUGCGAUGGCUUCCACAGACAUCCGCGGGGAAGCUUGACCGUCAGACUCUGCGAGAGUGGGCGGGAAGCCUGAGCGCAGAAGAUCUUGCCAAGUACCGCUGCAGUCGAGCAUCGAAGCGCGAGCCAAGUACGACUACGGAGAAGAAGCUACAGACUAUCUGGGAGACAAUUCUGGUGCAACCUUCUGGUUCCAUUGGCGCAGACGACGAUUUCUUCCAGCUUGGAGGAGAUUCCAUAGAUGCCAUGCGACUGGUAGCCUCUGCGGACGAGGUUGGCAUGGCUUUGACUGUCGGGCAGGUCUUCCGUGAGCCCCAGCUCUCCGUUCUUGCGAAAGAGAUCGAUGAAAUGGGCGAGGUGACAGGAGAAGUAGUUGUGGUCAAACCAUUCUCUCUGUUAGGCGACAACGACGACGAAGAACAUGCCGAAAUUGUUGCGGAAGUGGCGCGGCAAUGUGGUACUCCCACAGAGUCGGUUGAGGAUGUCUAUCCUUGUACUCCCUUACAAGAAGGAUUGAUGGCACUCUCUGCGAAACACCCAGGGACUUACGUGGCUCAGCAUGUUUUCCGAAUCGGUGUCCAUGUUGACACCGAGCGCCUGAAAGCAGCUUGGGCUCGCACCGCACAAAGAUGCAGUGUUCUUCGUACGCGCAUUGUUUAUGUGGAGGGUCGAGGGCCGCUUCAAGUUGUCCUGCGAGAAGAACCGAUGUGGCCUGAAGAAAUGGACAAACAGGAGUAUCUUCUUCACGAUAAGCAACAAGUGAUGGGAUAUGGAACGGCGUUGAGCCGCAACGCCCUUGUCACGGACGGAGAAGGUGUUCGGUACUUAGUUUGGACCGCUCAACACGCAAUAUACGACGGCUGGUCCGUCGCAUUGCUAAGGGGUGUUGUUCUGGCAUCCUACGAGCACGAUGUGGCGCCACCAAAUCACGUCGCAACGACACCAUUCUCACACUUUAUCAAGCAUAUUCAGGACAACAAAUACUCAGAGGAGUUGACAAGCGAGGACUUCUGGCGCCAAAAGCUGAAUGGUUGGAGUGGUGCACAGUUUCCCACACUUCCUUCAUCUGGCUACCAGCCGAGAACCAACCAAUCGAUCCAGUACCAGCUCUCCUCAUCAACAAAAUCCGUCGUUCCCGGAGUCACUCAAGCCUCGCUCCUCGAAGCAGCUUGGGGUCUUGUGGUUUCGCGCCAAACUGGCUCGGAGGAUGCUGCCUUUGGCUUGACCCUGAGCGGCCGCAAUGCGCCUGUGGCAGGUAUCCCUCUCAUGGUUGGGCCAACGAUCACAACGAUUCCAGUAAGGAUGCAGUUUGAUGAUGCAUCUACUAUUCAUGAGCUUCUUCAGGCUGUUCAAAAGUCGUCGGCGGCAAUGAUUCCACAUGAACAAGCCGGCCUGCGAUUUAUUCAGUCUCUUAGCUCUGACGCAAACGAAGCAUGCCAAUUCCAGAGCUUGCUGGCUAUUCAGCCGCCGAGUAAAACUGAUGGCUCAGCCAGCGCCGUGAAAGAUGAGGCUGUCCUUACGCCGCACGUGGAAGGGGCAGAUAUUGUCGGUUUCCAUACCUAUCCACUGGUUGUUGAAUGCAGACCAGGAGACGGCGUGGUAGACCUGGAGGUUCAGUACGAUGAUGCGGUUCUGUCGGGCUGGAAGGUUCAAUUGCUGCUGGAGGAAUUCGCCCAUAUCGUUGAGCAACUUAGCACGGGCGAGACGCAGGCCACGGUGGGCAGCGUGAAUGCCCUUAGCUCUCGCGGUGCCAGUCUUAUCCGAAAGUGGAACGCUAUGCCACCAAAUGCACUGGAGACUUGCGUACACAAGAUGGUUGAAGGGCAGAUGAAGGCUCGGCCAGAGGCUCUGGCGGUAUCUUCGUGGGACGGCGAGCUCACGUAUUACGAAUUGGAUGCUCUAUCCAACAAAUUGGCCUACCGACUUAUCGAGAUUGGUGUUGGGCCGGAAACACUGGUACCACUUUGCUUCGAGAAAUCGAUGUGGGUGAUCGUUGCUAUGCUGGCCGUCUUGAAGGCCGGUGGCGGCUGCGUGCCUAUGGUGCCUCAACAUCCCGAUGGCCGAUUGGCAGGCAUCAUAGAGGACACCGGAGCUCGUUUGGUCCUGGCCUCGAAAACACAGGAGGCCCGCUUCUCCAGCCUUGCUGAGCAGGUGGUUACCGUUGGUGCCUCUACCAUGAGUUGGUCGGGCGAGCUCAACAACCAGAACAGCAGUUCCACGCCGCCCAUGUCCCCUGUGAAGCCCUCCAACGUGUCUUUCAUCAUCUUUACAUCAGGAAGCACUGGCCGCCCGAAGGGCGUUCUACUGGAGCAUGGCGCUCUAUGCACUAGUAUGGCUGUGCAUGGCGAGGCUCUUGCUCUGGGUCAUGAGUCGCGCGUCUUCCAGUUCUCUGCAUUCAACUUUGAUGCUAGUAUCCAGGAUAUCUUUACGACCCUUACGCGCGGAGGUUGCAUUUGCAUGCCAUCCGAGGACACAAGAUUGGACGACGUCCCGGCCGCAAUAAACGCAAUGAAAGUAAACUGGAGCUUCUUCACGCCUACUGUAGCUGCACUGAUACAUCCACGUGAUGUUCCUGGGUUGAAGGCAAUUACGCUGGGUGGUGAAGCAGCAACACCUAUCGUCGUCAAGCAAUGGGCAAAGGCUGUGGUCCUCAACAACUGCUACGGCCUGUCAGAGGAUAGCAUCCAUACCACUUGGAUGAUCUGCACCGACGAUGUGAACGGCCUUUCAACAAUCGGUCGACCACUUGGUCGGAACCUCUGGAUUGCGGAUAUUGCUGAUGUUAAUCGCCCGGCAGCAGUCGGGGCUGUAGGCGAACUACUGGUUCAGGGUCCGACCCUGGCACGGGGUUAUCUGAACAACAAGGAGGAAACAGCACGAAGGUUUCCUAUCGCUCCGAAAUGGGUAACCGAAUUGAGCGCAAGUGGUGUUCCGCAGCGCGUGUAUCGCACAGGAGAUAUGGUGCGAUACAACGAAGAUGGUGCGCUAUGCUACGUCGGCCGGAAAGAUGCCCAAGUCAAAGUCCGAGGGCAGCGUGUUGAACUUGUCGAGAUCGAAAACCAGCUUUGCGCCGAUGGGCACGUCGAUACGGGCUUGGUCCUUUUCCCUACACAAGGCCCGCUUGCGAAGAAGGUUACAGCCGUCAUCUCCCUUACGAGCUACCACGACUCGGCCGAAAAGGAAAAGGAGAACGCGCAACGUAGUGGUCUCCAUCUGCUUGAGGACACACAGGGCGCAGCAGCCCGGCUUCAAGUCCUGAAGACCCGACAAAGACUAGUCGAUCUUCUUCCGUCUUUCAUGGUCCCGACGGCCUGGCUGGUGGUGGAUUCCAUUCCGUUGACUGUGUCCGGUAAAAUGGACCGCCUUCAGGUGAAGAAUUGGGUUGUCGCUUUGGAUGACGAGACGGCUCAAGGAGCCCUGCUCGGUGACAACGACGAUGCAGGUUUCGAUGCCGAAGGGCCCGCAGCAAAUGCCACUACGACGAUUGAAGAGGCCCUACAGCAGGCUUGUGCCGAUGUCCUUGGCCUCACAGUAGACAAGGUGUCUAUGGCCAGAUCAUUCCUGAAUCAUGGAGGUGAUUCUAUCACUGCAAUGCAAUUGGCAUCUCGUUGCCGGGCCCAAGGCAUGAGACUCAGUGUGCAGGAUGCUCUGCGUACUAACACACUGUCCCAAUUAGCCCUCCAUAUUAGUGAUUUGGGAAGCUCGAAGGUGCCACGGGAUGAGCCGUUUGACAAGCCUUUCGGUCUCUCACCUAUUCAGCAACUCUAUUUCGGAUUGGCACCAGACGUGGUUUAUACCCGUUUCAACCAAAGCUUCUACCUUCGACUCACGCAGCGGAAGGAUGCUCUCGACGUGGCACGCGCUAUCGAAUCCCUCGUCGGCCACCAUUCGAUGUUACGCGCUCGCUUCAGUAUCAACGAGGAGGGUCACUGGCAACAAACGGCUACGAGUGAUCUGCAAAAUUCGUUCCAAUUCAAUAUCCAUAGUGUGCCAGGCAGUGGCGCGGUCGUACCCAUUACCUCAAUCAUUGCCAAAACCCAAUCUUGUAUCAAUCCUCAAAACGGGCCCGUGUUUGCCGUCGAUCUCAUAGAGAUUGGCGAUGAUGGCGGACCAGAUGACGAAAUUGCCCCUGGACAGGUUCUCUUCAUGGCUGCCCACCAUUUAGUCAUCGAUCUCGUGUCGUGGCGUGUUAUCCUUACACAGCUUGAGGAACUCCUCGAAACUAACAAGCUCUCUGCCGAGCGCCCCGUUCCCUAUCAGGUCUGGAACAGAAUGCAAGAGGGGUAUGCUAUUGCUGAGCUAUCCCCGGAAGCUGUCCUGUCGUUUGAUCUUCCGCAGCAUAAUCUGGAGUUUUGGGGUAUGGAAGAUGGCGCUCAGAAUACAUGGGGUGACGUGGUCACUGCUGGGUUCAGCCUCACAAGUGAAGUCACCGAGCUCCUCCUUGGUGAUUGUCACGACGCUUUUAGCACCGAGCCUAUCGAUCUGUUCACUGUUGCAUUGUUCGAUGCUUUCCAAAAGACGUUCCCAGAGCGCGACCUACCGAGUAUUUUCAGUGAGGGGCACGGUCGAGAGCCAUGGGACUCGGAUUUGGAGAUAUCUAACACCGUCGGUUGGUUUACCACAAUGCGUCCCAUCGCCGUUUCAACCGGCACAGAAAACUUGCUUGACAUGCUCCAGUUGGUUAAGGACUCACGCCACUUAACCCCGAGUAACGGUUGGGCAUACUUCGCGAGCCGUUUUUUGCAUCCCGAAGGCCGCAAGAGAUUUGCAAUCAACGGUGCAGUCGAAAUCCUGUUCAACUAUCUUGGCCGCUUCCAGCAACUUGAACGUCAGGACUCGCUCUUACAACAGGAACCUCGCAUCGGCGGGCUAGAAACAGCCGAUAUGGGUGCUGAUACGCCUCGAAUGGCUGCCAUCGAUGUGUCGGCUUCCAUAGCUGAGGGAUGCACUCGUAUGAGCUUCAGUUACAACAAAAACAGCCGACAUCUGGCCCGCAUUGGGGAAUGGAUUCAGCAGUGUGAGCGUACGUUGAUCAAGUUGACGGAGAUCUUGCCAGGCCGAAGCCGCGAGUAUACAGUCAGUGAUCUGCCCCUCCUUGAACUGACGCAGGGAGGACUGCAACGUUUGGUGAAUGAGCGACUGCCAAGCAUUGGCGUCAAAGAUAUCGAAGAUGUUGAGGAUAUUUAUCCUUGCGCACCUGUGCAACACGGUAUCUUGCUCAGUCAGCUCAAGGGUCACGGCCAAUAUGAUACUAUCAUUGAGGUCGAGGCUAUGGGUCGAGACGGCCCAGUGGAUAUCACUCGCUUGGUCAAGGCGUGGCAGGCUGUGGUGAACCGACAUGCCAUGUUGCGAACGGUUUUCGUUGAAAUGCCAUCACCUGAGGCUGGGUUCAUGCAGGUCGUACUCAAGAAAGUGGAUGCGAUCGUGGAUUAUCCGGGCAAGAACAUGCAAAGCUCUGAAGGUGGCGGCCAGAAGGGUACUUCAUCCGAGCCCGAUGAAAUCUCGCGAAGGGUGAAGCAUCCGGCUCAUCGAUUCGUCAUCGAGCAGAGCUCUGAAGGCCGUGCUAUCUGUCGAGUUGAAAUCAGCCACGCUCUCAUCGAUGGUGCCUCAAUAUCUGUGCUGUUGGGAGACCUGACAUUGGCGUACUGCAACCUCCUACCGACUAGCCGUGGUCCCCUCUACAGUGACUAUAUCGCAUACAUUGCCAAGAACGGAGAGGAAGCUGCUAUUAAAUACUGGUCGGAGCGGCUGAGCGAUCUUGAGCCGUGCUAUUUCCCUCGCUUGGACGACGCGAGUCCAAUGGAAAGAGCACAGGCUGAACUGCGAACAAUUGAGCUCGACACAAGCGAACUUGCAGGGCACGUUCAGGCCUUCUGCGCGGCAAAUGGCGUAACUGUAUCAAACAUCGUGCAUGCCGCGUGGGCUAUACUUUUGAGAACUUAUACUGGGUCGGAUGAGGUUUGCUUUGGAUACCUCGCAUCAUCCCGUGAUCUGCCCAUUUUCGGUAUUGAGGGUGCUAUGGGCCCAUUCAUCAACAUGCUCACUGCUCGCUUCCCUGUGCAGGCUGGCGUAAACGUCAGAUCGCUGAUCGCUGCCAGCAAGGAUAGCCACAUGCAGGCAAUUCCGCAUCAGAGUUGUUCGCUCGCCCGGGUACAACACAAACUAGGCAUCACAAGCCAAGGUCUUUACAAUACCGUGGUGUCAGUGCAGCCGCAAGGUGUUGGCGGGGAGGGUCGGGAGCCUGAGAUUCGAUUCCGUGGCCUCGGAGGUCAUGAUCCAACCGAGUACGAUAUCACGGUCAAUGUCGGUGUACAGGGUGAAGCUUUGUCUGGCAAUAUCAAAUACUGGACUUCACAUAUGACAGAAAUGCAGGCUCUUAGCCUCGUCGACUCCUUUGUCGCAAUACUACGAAGCAUGGUUGCGAAUCCCGAUCAAGAUAUCUCUACGGUAGAGAAGCUUGGUACAAACGAUAGAUCUCUUAUCGCAUCAUGGAACGAAAAGAUGCCUGAGCGUGUGCAUAGCUGUGUAAACCACAUUUUCGAGGCCCAGGCCACUGCCAGCCCUGAUGCCGAGGCCGUGUGCUCCUGGGACGGGCGCCUUACGUACAAAGAGCUGAACGAGUUGUCCUCGCGCCUUGCGUGCUACCUGAGUACCAGUCUCGGCGUCGGCCCAGAGACAUGUGUACUUGUCUGCUUGGAAAAAUCACUCUGGACGCCAGUUGCCAUCCUGGCGACCCUGAAGGCCGGUGGCGCCUUCGUGCCCUUGGAUCCAAAAUUGCCCCUACAGCGCAUGCAAGAGAUCGCAAACCGAGCAGGAGCCAUUGUUGGACUGGCUGACGUUGCGACGCGCCCACAGGUUGCCGCCUCGGUUGACAUGGUAGUCCAGCUCUCCCACGAAACCAUCGCAAAUCUUCCUUCAGGAGAGCUAUAUACUUCAACACAUGUCACGCCGUCAAACACAGCUUACAUCAUUUUCACGUCGGGAAGUACUGGCAUACCCAAGGGUGUCGUUAUCGAACAUGCAACUGUCGCCUCCAGCUCCUUAGCUCAUGGCCGUUCGAUGGGUAUUCAGUCAAGCUCUAGGGUCUUCCAUUUCGGCUCCUUGGCGUUUGACUCAACUAUUGCUGAGGUCAUCACCACGCUGACACGGGGUGGCUGCAUCUGCAUUCCAUCAGAAAGUCAGAGGUUGGAUGCCACCGCUUCUGUAAUGCAUGAGAUGACAGUCAACUGGGCUUUCUUUACUCCCUCGUCUGUAGCUGCUUUACGGCCGCAGGACCUGCCUCACCUACAAACACUGGUUCUUGGUGGUGAGGCCGUAAAGGCGAAGAAUGUGAAGGAUUGGGCCGGGCAGGUCUCUUUGCACAACGGUUACGGACCGACUGAGACCUGUGUCUUCUGCGUAUCGACUGUCAUUCAACCUUCAGCAGCAGCCUCGGUCAUUGGUCGAGCGAUUGGGAGUGUAGCCUGGGUCGCUGACAUUGAUGCACCUGGCUCAUUGGCCCCGAUAGGCGCAAUUGGUGAACUACUUAUCCAGGGGCCAAUCGUUGGCCGUGGCUAUCUUGGUGAUGAAGAGGCAACCGCUGCAUCAUUCCUUGCGGCGUCAACAGUGCCACAAACUAUCAGCCAGGAAGCCAUAUAUCGCACAGGCGACCUUGUUCGGUACCGCCACGAUGGCUCGAUCUGCUAUGUCGGAAGAAAGGGCACUCAGGUCAAGCUCCGUGGCCAAAGAAUCGAGCUUGAUGAAGUGGCACACACUGUAGAGGACCUAUGGGAUCGAUGUGGCCAAACAGUCCCUGACGUUGUGGCACCAGUGGAUCGGCCUGACCACAAGCUUUUGGUGGCAUUUGUGCAAGUUCGCCUAGGUGAAGAUGAUACGGUGAUGGACGACGCGGAAGAAGCUGAUUCCAGCAACGAGAAGGUGCAGCCACAAGCUGAGUGGCUGGCACCGCUGUGGCCGGGGUUCCAUGCAGAGACGGCGAAGCUCCGCGCUCGGAUGGCAGGAGUUGUCCCUCGCUAUAUGAUACCCCAAGCCUUUAUUCCCGUUCGGGAGCUCCCGGUCACGGCUUCUGGAAAGCUUGAUCGCCGUAGCUUGCGCCAGUGGAUCAGCAAUCUUGACGCUGAGACGAUUGCUGGGUAUGGGCAAGCGAGGAAACAAAAGCAGGAACCGUCCACAGAUACCGAGAGACAUCUGCAGACUCUUUGGGAGGCUGUCCUUCAAUUGGGAGAAGGUACAGUGGGUGCAGACGAUGACUUCUUCCAGCUUGGCGGAGAUUCCGUGGAUGCAAUGCGUUUGGUGGCUGUUGCUGCCGAGACGAACAUGGCUCUCAGCGUGGCGCAGGUCUUCCGAUCCUCUCAACUCUCAGCCAUGGCACGCGAAGUGGAUGCUUCAGACGGCGUGGUUUCGACUAGGGUAGAAGGUGGCGCCGAACCUUUCUCGUUGUUGUGUGCAACAGGAAGUGAUGGAGAGGGCGACAUGGGUGAUGAGGAGCUGAAGGACAUCCUCGCCAAUGCUGCGCAACAAUGUGAGGUCGACAUCUACGAAAUUCAUGAUAUCCUACCUUGUACAGCUUUGCAAGAAGGUUUGAUGGCAAUAGGAACGAAGAACCCCGGAUCUUACAUGGCUCAGCACAUAUUCCAGCUCGGACCGCAAGUCGACUUGGAGCAGUUAAAGACCGCGUGGACUUCAACAAUCGCGAAGUGCGAUAUCCUACGCACUCGUAUUAUCUAUGUCGAGAACAGUGCACCGCUCCAGGUGGUGAUGAGUGAAGAGGCGGCUUGGCAGGAAGACACUGGCUUGGAGGACUUCCUCGUUCGUGACAAGACAAGCCCUAUGGGAUACGGCAAAGCGCUUAGUCGAGUAGCGCUCAUCCACGGUAGCAGUACCAAUACCGAGGCGAGUUUCUUGGUGUGGACUGCGCAGCAUGCAGUAUACGAUGGUUGGUCUGUCGGUCUUGUCAAGCACAUGAUCGAGCAGGAAUACGGGGAGCAACAGCAAUUGGUGGCAUCAAGCUUUCAGCCCACACCGUUCUCGAGCUUCAUCAAGCACCUCACCGAAACUGGAGGCCCCAACGGUGUCACAAGCGACGACUUCUGGAGACAAAACCUAGAUGGCUGGAGCGGCGUGCAAUUCCCCAAACUUCCGUCAUCGGCCCAUCAAGUCCGUACAAACCAGCGAAUUCAGCAUACCUUCACGAGGCCAGAGACUACCGUUCAAGGUGUCAGGCACGCAUCCUUUAUUCAGGCAGCUUGGGCUACAGUACUCUCACGUCAGACUGGCUCGGACGAUGUUGCCUUUGGCCUGACGCUCAGUGGGCGCAAUGCCCCAGUAGCGGGCAUCUCGAAGAUGGUUGGCCCUACAAUUACUACAGUCCCUUUCCGGCUUCAGCUCAACAGCAGCGACACGACAGUUGCAGAGCUGCUUCAAAAAGUCCAGCAUAUCUCUACUGAUAUGAUCUCAUUUGAGCAGGCAGGUCUUCAUCACAUCCAAUCUCUCAGCUCGGAUGCGCAGGAGGCUUGUCAGUUCCAAAGCCUGAUAGCCGUCCAGCCUGCCAGCAAAGGUGGCAAGCAAAGCAGCGACGAUCAUCAUCCUAUCCUCAUACCACAUAUUGAGAACAACGACUUGACUGGCUUCCACACGUAUCCUCUGGUUGUGGAAUGCAAGCUUCAUGAGGAUAGCUCGGAGGUCGAGUUCGACGCACAGUACGAUGAUGUCGUCAUGAAAGAGUGGGAUGUGCAACGCCUGCUUGAGCAGUUCGCACACGUUCUACAACAGCUAUACAGCCAGCCGGACUCUUCCGUUGGCAACGUCGAUACAUUCAGCUCACAAGACGCAGCGCUUGUAGCGAAGUGGAAUUCUUGCCAGCCAAAAAUGACGAAAGAAUGCGUGCAUGCCUUGAUACAGAAGCACGUCGAUUCACGCCCUGAAGAGCCCGCGGUGUCUGCAUGGGACGGUGAGCUCACAUUCAGUGAACUUAACGACCUGGCUAGCCGCUUGGCUUCCCAACUCUUACGCCAAGGGGUUAAGCCCGGCUCACUUGUACUUCUUUGCUUGGAAAGGUCGCAAUGGGUGAUUGUGGCUAUUUUGGCUGUGCUGAAGACAGGCGCCGGUUUUGUUCCUGUCGACUCUGCGAUACCUCUUGGUCGCUUUGAACAAAUUGUACAGGAUACCGGUGCCACAUCUGCCCUUGUCAGCCCUGAAAGACUCAGAGACUUCGAUGGAGCGGUGGACAAGGUUAUUGAAGUUUCCACUACUGUUGUGGCAGACUGGUGCGACCACGAAACGGUGCCAGAGGUCUCAAACCCGACAGAUGUGGCCUACGUCAUGUUCACAUCCGGCAGUACGGGCCGUCCGAAGGGUGUUGUGAUGCAACACCAAGCAGUUUGCUCCAGUAUCAGGGCUCAUGGCCAGGCUAUGAGCUUUGGAACCUCCACGCGCGCUUUGCACUUUGCUUCCCUAGGAUUCGAUGCCUCUAUAGCAGAGAUCCUGACAACGUUAGCGCAUGGCGGAUGUGUUUGUGUGCCUGACGAAGAACAGCGCCUUAGUGAUAUUGCAGCAGCUAUCAACAAGUAUAGUGUCAACUGGGCCUUCUUCACCCCUUCGGUUAUUAGGCUGCUUGAGCCUAGCCAGGUAGCAAGCCUUAAGACUUUGGUUCUUGGUGGUGAGGCUGUUAUGAGCGACAACAUCAAGACCUGGGCCGGCAGGGUUGAGCUUAUCAAUGGCUACGGUCCGACAGAGGUCUGUGUUUUCUGCGUGUCUACCGAGCUUCACAAGACACAACUGCAGUCAGAUAUUAUUGGGCUCGCAACGGGUGCCACCGCAUGGGUGGUGAGCCUGAACAGCAAUGCACAACUGGCUGGACUAGGCUCAAUCGGAGAGCUUUGGGUCGAAAGUCCCCAGUUAGCCCAAGGCUAUUUGGGUCAUGAAGAUGCUACGACAGCGGCCUUCGUUGUUAAUCCACCAUUCCUACAAAUAUCCGGUUCCGAGGUUCGACGCUUGUACCGCACAGGAGAUUUGGUUCGAUACAACGAAGAUGGAAAGUUACGCUACGUCGGCCGCCGGGAUUCUCAGAUCAAAGUCCGAGGACAGCGUGUCGAGCUUUCCGAAAUAGAACAUCAUUUGUGCGCAGAUGAGCAUGUGGAGAGUGGGUUGGUUCUGUUCCCAAAGGAAGGCCCGUUGGCUGGCAAAGUGGCAGCAGUCAUCUCGCUCACUAGCCUCCGAGAUCAAAGCUCCUCGGCAUCUGGUCUCCGACUGCUUCAAGGGACUCAAGGAGCAGUUGGUCGACUCGACGCACUCAAAGCCCGUCAAGCCAUGUCAGCGCUACUCCCAUCUUUCAUGGUGCCAACAGCAUGGCUCGUGGUCAGCUCAAUUCCGCUCACAGCCUCAGGCAAGCUGGAUCGAGUCUUGGUCAUACGCUGGGUAGCCGAAAUGGGAGAAGAAACCGCACGAGGAACGCUCCUGGGUGAGGCAGCAGAGCCAGGGACUGAGGGACGUGAAGCCAUGGCCGUGACUAUCACGGAGCAGAUGUUACAGCUGGCAUGUGCAGAUGUUCUCGGCCUGUCGGGUGAACAGGUUUCCAUGGCUCGCUCGUUCCUGAGCCAAGGAGGCGACUCCAUUACGGCUAUGCAACUUGCAUCGCGGUGCCGGGCUCAGAAGUUGCGAUUGAGCGUGCAAGAUAUUCUUCGUUGUCCGACGCUCUCUCAGCUGGCAAUGCACGUUGGCACAAUCGAUGAAACCAAGGUGCCUCGAGACGAGCCCUACGAUAAGCCUUUUGAGUUAUCCCCUGCUCAAGAGCUCUAUCUGCAGCUUGAUCAGGAAGGUACGGCACGAUUCAACCAGAGCUUCUUCGUCCGACUCACUCAACGCAAAGCGGUGCUCGAUAUAGCAAGGGCUGUCGAGGCGUUGGUGGGCCAGCACUCUAUGUUACGGGCGCGGUUCAGCAAGAGCGACGAAGGCAAAUGGCAGCAGAUGGUAACAUCUGAGGUCCAGAAGUCUUUCAAUUUUACCGUGCAUGAGUUCUCAAAGAAGGAGUCUUCCGAAAAGAUGGCGUCUGUGAUUGCGAAGACUCAAGCCAUGAUCGAUCCGAAAACCGGCCCUAUCUUCGCUGCCAAUCUAUUUGAGAUCUCCGAGGACAGAGAUAAAGAUUCCACACAGGAUGGGCCGUCCCAGCUUCUGUUCCUUGUGGCGCAUCAUUUGGCAGUGGAUAUGGUUUCUUGGCGCAUUCUGCUACAACAGCUCGAAGAACUCCUCGAUAAGGGGGAGUUGCUUGCAGAGCGCCCGGUACCGUUCCAAGUCUGGAACAACCUUCAAAGAGAGUAUGCUGAGGAUUCCCUGUCGCCAGACGUUGCAUUGCCCUUUUCUGUGUCACAGCCAGACUUAGCAUUCUGGGGCCUGGAAGAUCAGGUCAAUGUUUGGGGCGAUAUCCGGGCCGAAGGCUUUGCUCUGGACGAAAAGGCUACUUCUCUUCUCCUAGGUGACUGCAAUGUCGCCUUUGGCACUGAGCCCGUCGAUCUCUUCACAGCUGCUCUUCUCAAGUCCUUUGAGGUUACCUUCCCAGAAAGGGCGUCCCCUACUGUCUUUAGCGAGGGUCACGGCCGCGAGCCAUGGGACGAGGAUAUCGACCUUUCUGGAACUGUGGCAUGGUUUACAACUAUGCGCCCCGUUUCGAUGGCAUUGACUCCAGACAAUGAUAUCCUCCAAGCGCUACGCUGGGCUAAGGAUGCCCGUCACUCAACACCACGGAACGGAUGGGCUUACUUUGCCAGCCGCUUCCUAAAUUCUGAGGGGCGUGACGUGUUUGGAAUAGAUGGCGCAGUUGAGAUCAUCUUCAACUAUCUUGGUCUCUUCCAGCAGCUUGAGCGAACAGACGCGUUACUACACCAAGAACCCCGAGUCGGUGGCUUCGAGACGGCCGACAUGGGCCCUAACACUCCGCGUAUGGCUGUUAUUGAUGUGUCUGCCUCUGUGACUGAAGGAAUUGCGAGCAUCGCGAUUUCGUACAGCAGUAAGGCUCGCCACGCCGAUCGUAUCAUCGAGUGGGCCAGCAACUUCCGAGAGGCUUUGAUCAGUUUGACUGAAUUGCUUCUAGGGCGAGAUCGCCAGUAUACAGCCAGUGAUCUGCCACUGUUGAAACUAGCCGAGGAUGACCUACAGAAAUUAGUCCAAAAUCGCCUACCCGCCAUCGGUAUAGAUGAUAUUGAUGAGGUCGAGGAUAUCUACCCAUGCUCUCCGAUUCAACAUGGCAUCCUGGUCAGUCAGAACAAAACAGCAGGGUACUACGAUACACGAUUCACAUUCGAGAUAAUCAGUCAAGACGGUCCAAUCGACAUUGAUCAACUGGAAAGGGCAUGGCAGACUAUUGUGGACCGACACCCAAUGCUGCGUACGAUAUUUGUGGAUGGCGUGACACCAAACGGCAUUUACACACAAUUUGUUCUCAAGCACGUUGAGGCGAAGUUGGUCCGGUCCGUCCACGGCCAGGAGGCAUUGGUAGAUGCUAAACACCCGCACCGUAUUCCACAGCCAUCUCACCAGCUGAUUAUUACCGACUCUUCGCAUGACCGCGUGGAAUGCCGGCUAGAUAUCAGCCACGCACUUAUCGACGGUAGCUCCACGCAAGUGUUGUUCGGUGAGCUCAUGCUGGCGUACCUUGGGCGACUCCCUCCAGGAAACGGACCACUGUAUCGCGAUUACAUCGCAUAUCUCGCUGAUCAAGGCGGGCACGGCGCAGUGGCCUACUGGGCGGAGCGGCUUGCUGGUCUUGGACCCUGCCACUUCCCACAACUUGCUGAUGAUGCGGUCGGUGACAAAAAGGAACGAGAGCUUCGCUCUAUAAAUCUCGACUUUGGCGAUAUGGCAGCUGAAAUACAGGCUUUCUGCGCAGCCGCCGACGUGACCGUCUCAAACAUCGUGCACACUGCAUGGGCCCUGGUUCUGAGAGCGUAUACAGGCUCGAAUGAUGUCUGCUUUGGCUAUUUGACGUCAGGGCGUGACAUCCCUGUCGAUCAAGUUGAGUCAAUUGUUGGCCCGUUCAUCAACAUGCUCACCGCCCAGCACCAAGUCCUUGAAGAAACGACAAUCAACGACUUGGUCAAUGAAAGCAAGGAAGAUUACUUGAAGGCUUUGCCGUAUCAAAAUUACUCCUUGGCUGAAGUUCAGCACGAAUUGGGCCUGUCGGGACAAGCGCUGUUCAACACCGUCAUAUCGAUCCAGAACUAUGGUGGCGGCGCCAACGGGUCCAAGGAACCACAGCCAGAGCAGGAGCAGGAGGUUCGCAUGCGCAGCAUUGGAGGACAUGACCCAACUGAGUACGAUGUGACCGUCAACAUCGCCGUUCAAGCCGGUGUGCCCUCGGGCAACAUCAAAUAUUGGUCGUCUGUUCUGACAGAGGCUCAGGCUGCUCGCGUUGCUGACUCCUUCAUCACAAUCAUUCGCAACGCCGUUGCUAAUGCUGACCAACGUAUUUCGGCACUUGGAAAGAUAGGAAGUUGCGAUAAGGAGCUCAUUGCAUCGUGGAAUGCAAUCCCGCCAUUGUGUGUGGACGAGUGUAUCCACCAACGAAUCGAAACACAGGCGGCUACUACUCCAGACGCUGAGGCAGUCUCUUCUUGGGAUGGCAGCCUCACAUACAGCCGCCUGGAUGAUCUCUCUUCGCGACUUGCCCGCUAUCUGGUGGAGCUCGGUGUUGGUCCCGAGGUCUGCGUCCUGAUCUGCCUCGAGAGGUCACUCUUAACGCCGGUUGCCACGUUGGCUGUUCUCAAGGCGGGAGGCACAUUCAUUCCACUGGAUCCUAGAUGGCCCGAAGGACGUAUCCAAGAAAUCUCGAUUCAGGCCAAGCCAAUCGCGUCCCUUGUUGACAAGGCGAUGGCCUCGCACGUCGGUGAAUCUGCAGGAACAAUGGUCGAGCUCUCUGAUGAGUUCGUCGAAGGCCUUCCUGCCAUUACAUCACCAGUGGUUUCAACUGCUCAGCCGAGCAAUGCUGCAUACAUAAUCUUCACCUCUGGCAGCACAGGACGGCCUAAGGGCGUCACAAUAGAGCACCAGGCAGCGUGCUCAAGUAUGAAGGCCCACGGGCAGGCUAUGGGCUUCGGACCAGAGACUCGCGCCUUACACUUUGCCUCUCUAGGCUUUGAUGCCAGUAUUGCCGAGAUCUUUACAACCUUGAGCUACGGCGGCUGUAUCUGUAUUCCUGACGAAGACCAACGUUUGACAAACAUCACUGAAGUUAUCAACCGACACAAUGCCAACUGGGCUUUCUUUACGCCUUCGGUCAUUAGUCUCAUCAAGCCACAUGAAGUACCUUGUCUAACCACGUUGGUCCUUGGUGGCGAGGCAGUAAAGAGCGACAACAUCAAGGUAUGGGCAGACAAGACGAAGCUCAUCAAUGGAUAUGGCCCGACGGAGGUUUGUGUCUUCUGCGUGUCCAUGCCGUUGCAGCAACAGUCCCGUGCAGAUACUAUUGGAAAGGCCAUCGGGUCGACGUCCUGGGUUGUGAGUGAGGAUGGACAAUUAGCCGCGGUGGGUGCGAUUGGUGAACUAUGGAUCGAGAGUCCUCAGCUUGCCCGCGGCUACUUUGGUAACGAAGAAGCAACAGCAGCUGCAUUCGUGACCGACCACUCCUUCUUCCCCGAUUCGCAAAGCCGUCGCCUCUACCGCACGGGAGACUUGGUACGCUACAACGAAGACGGAUCGAUUCGCUAUCUUGGUCGCCGAGACGGACAGGUUAAAGUGCGAGGUCAGCGCGUGGAAUUGUCCGAGAUUGAACAUCAGCUCUCCGCCAACGAAAAUGUUGAGUCAGGUAUUGUGCUUCUACCGCAGAAGGGCACCUUUAAGGGCAAGCUUACAGCAGUGGUUUCUAUGUCCAGCCAACGGGGCUCUGAGGACUCGGAAGAGAAAAUGGUGAGAGUAGGCGAAGGCGAAGAAAAGGAUGCCUCCGAAGAGACGCAGGCCCUCGAUCGGGACAAGGCCGUCAAGUCUGGCCUCAAUCUUCUCCAGGGGACACAGCAGGCCAUUGCUCACUUGCAAAAUCUGAAGACUCGCCGCGCUCUAGCUGCGGUCCUCCCAUCGUACAUGAUCCCCGCGGCUUGGCUGGCCGUGAAAACGAUUCCACUGACGACAUCCGGCAAACUGGAUCGGACCCAGGUGUUGCAGUGGGUUGUAGAAAUGGAGGAGGAAACAGCGCGAGAAGCCCUGCUUGAAGUGGGAGACGAUUCAAAUCUCACUGCCGAUGGCCCUUCAUCGAAAGCAGUCACGCCCGUCGAGCAGACGAUCCAGAAAAUGUGCGCCGAGGUCCUUGAUCUGCCUAUCGAGCGUAUCUCCAUGGCAAGAUCUUUCUUGAAUCACGGUGGUGAUUCAAUCACAGCAAUGCAGCUAGCUUCCAGCUGUCGAGAGCAGGGGAUGCAGGCGCGCGUGCAAGACAUCCUGCGUGCUCAAAGCCUUUCACAGUUGGCGAUGCUUGUGAGUGCUAUUGAGGACCUGACUGUCCCUCGCGAUGAGCCCUUCGACGAGCCCUUCGCCUUGUCGCCUAUGCAACAGCUUUACUUCAGCAUUCAAGGCGACUCAUGCCCUGUCGACUUCAGCCAAGGGGUCUUUGUCCGGAUCACACGACAAAAGGAGGUUCUCGACAUUGCCCGCGCUGUGGAGGCCCUGGUUGGUCAGCACUCCAUGCUUCGCGCCCGUUUCGAUGCCAAUGCUUCUGGAUGCUGGCAACAAUCAGUGGCCUCAGACGUUGAGGACUCGUUCGAGUUUAGGGUGCACGAGAUGCCUCAGAAGGAAGCUGAGGCUCGUAUCAAAUCCAUUGUUGCAAAGACCAGGUCUCGACUCAAUGCUCGGACAGGGCAAGUCUUUGCAGUCGAUCUGUUCCAGCCUCAAGAGCACGAUGUUUCUGAGCCAUCGACACAGGUUCUGUUCAUUGUCGCUCAUCGCCUAGUCGUGGACAAGCCAUCGUGGACGAUCUUACUUCAACAGCUUGACGAGCUUCUAGACACAGGCAAGCUUUCAGCUGGGAGGCCCGUUCCGUUCCAGGUGUGGAAUAGGCUACAGUCUGAGUAUGUUGAACGCGACUUGGUGCCCGAAGAGGCCCUGCCAUUUGAGUUGCAGCCGCCCAGAGCAGACUUCUGGCACAUUAGUGACCGCCUUGGCUCCUUAAACGACAGAGUCAAAGAGGGUUUCAUAUUGAACCAGGACGUUACCGAUCGACUCCUAGGCGUCUGUAAUACUGCCUUCAACUCCGAUCCUGUUGACAUCCUCACCGCUGCACUCGUGUAUUCAUUCUGGCAAACAUUUGAGCGGCAGCCACCAACAAUCUUCCACGAAAGCCACGGCCGUGAGCCUUGGAACGACAAUAUCGAUCUUUCCGGUACAUGCGGUUGGUUUACCACUCUGCGACCAGUAACAGUCUCGUCGGGACAGGGUGAUGAUGUGCUGCAAUCACUACGACUGGCUAAGGAUGCCCGACGCAAGACACCGAACAACGGCUGGGCCUACUUUGUCAGCCAAUUCCUUCAUUCUCGUGGUCGCGACAUCUUUGGCGAGUACAGCACCGCUGAGAUCAUGUUCAACUUCACAGACGAUUCUGCACAGCCCCUGACAAGCGCAGCGGUGCUUGAACCAGCAUUCGGUACAAACAACAUGCAGAACGGGGAUCUGGGCGACCUCGCCUCGCAACUCGCAAUCUUCAACAUUAAUGCCUCCGUGCACUCGAAUAGUCUCGACAUUUCGUUCAGCUUCCCUCAGAUGAUCAAUCUUGGAGAUCGGAUCGCAGAGUGGGUGCAGCUGUACCAGACGACGCUCAUAGAUCUCAGCGAACAGUUGGCUCAGCGUGAUCGGGAGUACACGAUUAGCGACAUGCCUCUGAUGCAACUGACCCCUGCCACACUUCAGAAACUUGUUGAUGAGCGACUACCUUGCUUGGGUGUUCCAAUCGAGGGCAUCGAAGAUAUCUAUCCAAGCACACCCAUCCAGGACGAGGUCUUGAUGCAUCAGCAGAAGUAUCCCGACUGCUACACCGUGUCUAGCAUUCUCAAAGUCUCGGAGGACGACAAGAGCGCUCUCGAGGUGCUCGAUCGAAUUGAAUGGGUUUGGACACAGCUCAUGGAACGUCACCCAUCUCUCCGAACUGUAUUUGCUCCAACAGUUAGGAACGACAACGGCAAGCAUGAUCAGAUCCUCUUGAAGAGUACCGCUGUAUCCUUCGAAAGAAUCCAUGUCGCGGACAAGUCCGCCAUGGAGGCUUACAAUGAGCAACACCCUGUGGAGUAUCUCCUUUAUCGACCGUCCUGUCUGUUCCGCUCCUUCUUGCUGGACAGUGGGGAAGUUAUGAUCAGCAUGGAUAUCAGUCACGCCGUCUUCGAUGCUUGGUCCGGGCCCAACCUGGUGGCCGAACUCCGCAAUCUGUACAGCGCCGCCGAGUAUCCAUCACCUAGCCCGCCCUUCUCGGACCAUGUUGCGCAGCUCUUCGGUAAGCGGCGUGAAAUUGCAAAGCACCACUGGCAGAAGUAUCUGCAGGACUUGCACCCAUCUUUGGUCCCGCGGUCGGGUUCUGGUGAUCGCAGCGCUCGGAAACCAGGCGCCUUGGCCGUUGAGUUCAAAUCCGAUGAUGAGCUCAAGGUGCUUUGUGAGCAAAGCGGCUUCACAAUUCAGCAAAUUGUUCACGCAGCAUGGGCCAUGGUCGUCGGCUGGACCCUCCAGUCUGAGUCUGUAUGCUUCGGCUACUUGACACACGGUCGACACGCCAACAGCCAUCGGCUCGGCGGUGCCAUUGGCGGCUACUUCAACAUCCUCGCCACUGUUGCGAGCUGGGAUGCCGAGUCAACUUUCCGGUCCGUUCUUGAGGCAGUCCGCGAGGACGCCAUGGACAACUUGGAACUCCAGGACAUGCCCCAGGUCGAUGCGGCAGAGAGCCUGGGUAUCCAAUGGCCGCCUUUCAACACACUAAUCAAUUACGCCAAGUUCCCGGGCUCCAGUGAGGGAGAAGAGCCUAAGCUGAAGCUGGAACCAGUCUUUAGCCAAGGACUUUCUGAGUAUGACAUGAAUGUUGGUAUCCUCGAAGUCGAAGAGAAGCUCCACAUCUCCAUUGGCUUCUUUGACGAUGCUAUUGCGCCUGCGAUGGGUAAAGCGAUGGCGAAGCGAUUCGAGUUCAUUUUGCGGCAGAUGUGCUGUCACACUGAGGACAAUGUUCUUGAUGUGAUGCGUCGUGGGAAUGAGGUUACGGAGCUUGGAGAGCUCAAGGAGGAGUGA